Messenger RNA from Auanema sp. JU1783, 387 nucleotides. NCBI's taxonomy places the organism in Eukaryota, Metazoa, Nematoda, Chromadorea, Rhabditida, Rhabditidae. The record is from the annotation of a GenBank genome assembly.
AUGGAGCUCUAUAUCAUUCUCUUAUACAGCUUUUCUCUAUUGGGAUUCGUGAUCAUACUCGUCUCAUCAUAUUUGCUCAUAACUGUGCCGACGAAUUUGACAACCAUCGCUCGGUUUGCCAUACAUGGACAUGACUUUGUGGGUGCAACCGCUCAGCUGUUUUUCACUCUUGGUUUUCAAGCACAUCUUAUUUUUCCAUGUACGAGCAUGUACUUUGUAGGCUUCUUCACUCGUUUCGGUAUAAUGAGCACCCUAACUCAAAUGUGGGUUUCAGUUGUCGUUGUAGCUGUAAGCUCAUCGUUUUCUCUUCUUAUCACCAUCAAUCGGGCUCUCGCAGUUUCGGUGGGAAUGUCUGAUCGAACGAAGAAACUCGUCUUACAACUCUUC